AUGGGCGACUCGAUCAUCAAUUUUGAUUUGGAUGUUUUUCCUGAAGUUGCAUGUGUGCCAGCAUACCCCGACGAACUCCGUCCUUAUGUUGGUAUGAAAUUCCAUUCAUUAGAUGAGGGUAUUGCCUAUGGGCGUGAAACUGGUUUCGAUAGAGGGAUUGAAAUGGAUGAGAUGCAUGCACAAGAGGGUUUUAUAACCAAACGUAGACGCACAUCCAAAAGGUUGGGUGAAGUACACAUGCGAUUCAUAUGGGACUGCACGAAAGCCAAUAUUGGACCCACCAUGACAUUCAAAUUCUUGAAUGAGUUCUUGGGCGGCUAUGACACUGUGGGAAUCAACGUGGCAGAACUUAGUAAUUAUGUCCAAGGUCUGAAAACUUAUGUCGAAGGUUCUGAUGCACAAAUAUUGUUAGAUGAAAUGGCGAGGAAAAAGAAGGCAUGUCCUGAUUUCACAUAUCAGUAUUGCAUGAUAUUUUCACCCUUCACGGGCAAGGAUUACCAUGGAAAGCCAGUCACAUUUGGAGCUGCACUCUUAUCCAAUGAGACCACAGAAUCUUAUUCAUGGCUCUUCAAGCAUUUUUUGGAAUCCAUGGGUCAAGCUCCUAAGAUGAUUGUUACUGACCAAGAUAGAGGUAUGAGAGCUGCUAUUCGUGAUGUUUUGGUGGAUACAAAGCAUAGAUGGUGCAUGUGGCACAUUAUGCUUAAACUUACCGACAAAAUUCCAAGGAGAUCUCUAGAAAAUGAAGAGUUGAAAAAAGAGAUCAGUGCUUGUGUGUGGUCUGAGGUACUAGAGCCGGAAGAGUUUGAAGAUUCAUGGAUGGGGAUAAUGGAGCGUUAUGAGCUUCUUCAUGUCGAGUGGUUUGUAACAAUGUUUGACGAUAGAGAGAUGUGGGUCCCUGCCUAUUUUAGAGACUUUCCCAUGGGGUCUCUUAUUAGGACGACAUCUGUUUCCGAGUCUGAGAAUAGCUUCUAUAAAACAUUCACAAGACCUCGCUCCAAUCUAGUUGAGUUCAUCAUGAAUUUUGAUCAUGCAUUGGCUGCACAGAGAAAUUCUAGCUCGAAGUUAGAUUAUAUGGAUUCAACUAUUAUACCACCGUUCUCCAGUCAGUUGGUAUUAGAAAAACAUGCUGCAACAAAGUACACUGAUCACAUGUUCAAGAGAGUGCAACGUGAGAUAGUGGAUGCAUUGCACCAUUGUAGCACUGAUGGUUUGUUGAAAGAUGAUGUGUUAGAGAUCUCCACAAUAAAGGACAAGUAUAGUAAAUCUUGGGUUGUUACCUACACGACCAGUGAGGAUUCGUAUUCCUGUUCUUGCAAAUUGUUUGGGAGAGAGGGAAUUCUUUGUAGUCAUAUAUUUUUGGUUUUCAAGAACAGGUUUUUGAAGGUUAUACCUGAUAAGUACUUCCAUGUGAGGUGGUUGAAGACUGCCUUAGCUGAUGCUAUUCGUGGACCAGCUCGAUGUUUGGGAGAUCCUGAACUUUUAUCAGAUCCAAACCAACUGUCAAAGAAUAAAGUUGCUGACAUAUUUUUCAGUUACAUGAAAAAAUUUGAUGGUGAUAGUGCCAUCAUUGAUUUGUUUUCAGCUGGAAUUGAUGAGCUUGGGAAGAGUCUUAUGACAAGAAUCCAUGAACCAUCUUCAGCAGACAAGGAUAAGCCAGUUAAAGAUUUCUAUUUUGCUGAAAAGCCAGCUGUGGUUAGAGUACAUCCACCAUCAGUUGUGUCCACCAAAGGUUCGAAAAGUGAUUCUAAAAGCCGUUUGGUGUCCGCGAAGGAAAAGACUAUAAAGUUGAACAACAAACCAUUGCGUCAGUGUAAAAAAUGUGGCGAAUUUGGUCACCAUGACUCUAGGAACUGUGGUCGACAAAAGGGAAAAUAA
Molecule: messenger RNA, 1875 nt
Organism: Salvia hispanica
Lineage: Eukaryota; Viridiplantae; Streptophyta; Magnoliopsida; Lamiales; Lamiaceae
Biological process (GO): regulation of DNA-templated transcription
Molecular function (GO): zinc ion binding
Source: RefSeq, a predicted model, not a curated record